ACCUCGAUUUAUGCAAUUUGUUGGAGUGAAGUUGUAAUCUCAUCGCUCUUAUUGUAAUCGUGUGUUGGUGGCGGUUUAUUCUUACUCUGGACGACCUUAUAACUAAGUGGUCGGCCUUGUUUACUAAGGUAUGCUUCGAUGAGUUCUGUGUGCUGGUUAAUGGUUCUCUGUGGUUCACUUUUUUCCUAACUAGGUCGACCGCAUUUGUAUAAAUCUGUGAUAAGGUCGACUAUACAGUGGAUCCAGGUCGACCUCAGCUAUGUAAUAUGGUGAUAAGGUCGACCGUACAGUUAAUCCAAGUGACCUGACGAGACCUAAUUUUGAUUUUAUUUAACAUACAAUUCGUAUUCCGAUCAUUGCAUGAUGGAUAAUAGAGAUGAUAGAGAUGAUAGAGAUGCUGACAAGAUUAACUUUGAUGAGGAACCUAAGGAUGCUCAAGGAGGAUCUAUGGAUAAUCCAGAUGAUACAGAUGACGAAGUGAUUGGGAACGAUGAGGAAACGAAGGGUGCUGAAGAAAAAUUUAUGGAUGAUGAAGAAGCUACUGAAUACGAACAACAAAUUCCUUCCAUGGAGUUCCAAACAUUAGAAGAUGCAGAGAAAUUUUAUGAUGCCUAUGCUAAAGCGAAAGGGUUUAGCGUUCGACGUAGAGAUCUUCGGAGGAAUCUUCUUUGACCCAUUUUUUGCUUGUUUAACUAAGAUCGACCUAUGAUGUUUUUACUCCAAAUGUUACGGGCUUGCUUCGACCCAUCUCGUUUUGAUUAACUGAGGUCGACCGUUACUGUUUUUGAGGUUGAUCUAUGAUGUUUUGACGAGUUUUGGCCUUCUUAGACCCAUAUUUGUGCUUGAUUAACUAAGUUCGACCUAUGGUGUUUAUUAGGUCGACCUAUGAUGUUUUUUAGGUCGACCUAUUUUUUUUGUAUCAUCGAUUAACGUAAAUGUGGGGGUUAUUGAUUCUGCUUGCAAACAGAGGUCGACCAAUGAUGUUUAGAGGUCGACCUAUCGUUGUUCUGUUUUGUCUAUGCUGGUGAUGCUGAUGAAGGAGCCGGAGACGAGCCGAUGUCGCAGGCACAGAGUUGAACUCCACCGGUCACCUUAGAACGUAUGUGGGAGCGCAUGGAUGGCAUGUACAACUACAUGGGCCAGAUUUGCACCCAGAUGACUGGCAUGUACGACUACAUGGGGCAAAUGACCACCCAGAUGAGCACAGUGCAGGUUUCAUGCGAGAUGAGUUUCGAUAUUUCAAUGGAAGAUACAUGGAUCCCACCAAAUCCGACUACCAUAAUGCUAGCAACACCAAUGAAAAAAAUGUGGAUGA
Linum trigynum is the source of this 1315-nucleotide messenger RNA. Lineage: Eukaryota; Viridiplantae; Streptophyta; Magnoliopsida; Malpighiales; Linaceae. The record is from the annotation of a GenBank genome assembly.